AUGGCGGCCAGGAGUUGCCACACCGCUCCUGUUCGAUACCAGCAGGUUCGUGAACCAAGGCAGCGCAACCUUUCGCGGCAAAUUGGCGGUCUGCAUCACGAACAAGGUCGAGUGAAAGCCAAAACAAAACCCAGAUGCAAAUCGCAGGGGCCAGCUCCUGCCAGGGACUUUCUUUUCCUUCUAACCGAUAGAGCACCUCGCCUGAUAGCGCCGCUACCGAUGCAGCAUACCAACACCCGUAUUACACAACCCCUGAUAAGACAAACAGGCUCCUACAAUCCCAGCUAUGCCAAGAAGGAAGGGAGGCGUGCUAUGCAACCAAGAGCCGUUAAUGGACAUAGAUAG
This is a messenger RNA of Nezara viridula (southern green stink bug), 345 nucleotides long. NCBI's taxonomy places the organism in Eukaryota, Metazoa, Arthropoda, Insecta, Hemiptera, Pentatomidae. The record is from the annotation of a GenBank genome assembly.